Messenger RNA from Diplodia corticola, 942 nucleotides. RefSeq names its product metallo-hydrolase oxidoreductase. The record is from RefSeq and is a predicted model, not a curated record. The transcript has a single exon. Lineage: Eukaryota; Fungi; Ascomycota; Dothideomycetes; Botryosphaeriales; Botryosphaeriaceae. The coding region runs from base 1 to 942 and encodes 313 amino acids.
AUGACGUUGCCUCCGGAUCAACCUGGCCAAACCUUUGUUACCGUGUCUCCGAUUCCUGCAGGCUUCAUCACUCUCCCCGAAAAGUUCUUUGUCCAUCCAGCCGAUGCCGAGGCCAAGCGGACAGUCCCCUCCUUGGCUUUCCUCAUUACCCAUCCAGGCUCCGACGUCUUCAGCAGCACUAAUGCGACGUCGCGUCAGCCCCUCAGGUUGAUGUUCGACCUCGGACUGCGCUCAAAAGCAGAGCGGUACAUGCACGUCCAACAAAACCACCUCCACACGCGCGAACCAUAUCGACUACAGGGUGCGGCCGAUCUGCUGAGAGCCGGUGGUGUUGCGCCGGAAGAUGUCGACGCGGUCAUGCUGAGCCAUGUGCACUAUGACCAUCACGGCGACCCGGAAGACUUCCCCAACGCCGUCUUUCUGGUAGGCCAUGGGGCAUUGAACAUCCUCGAACACGGGCUUUCCGGCAAAGGAUCUCACCAGCACUUCGAUCCGAACCUGUUGCCGCACGAUAGGACGGAGGAGCUGCCUGCAAUAGGAGAAGAGGCCCCAAAUGACCGUCCAAGCUGGACAUGGGCAGAAGCUGGACCGUUUCCAGCGGCGUUGGACCUGCUUGGCGACGGAAGCAUGUAUGCGAUCGAUACGCCGGGUCAUUUGCCAGGGCACGUGAACCUGCUGUGCCGCACCGGCCCACAGUCUUGGGUGUGUCUGGCGGGCGACGCGUACCAUGACCCGCGCCUGCUUACCGGGGACAAGGAGAUUGGUUACUGGGCUGGCGAAUCUGGCGAGACGUUAUGCAUCCAUCUCGACAAGGAUGCAGCGAGCCAGUCCAUCGAGCGGCUGAGGAAGCUGGCUGAAGAUGAGAGCGUGGAGCUGGUCGCGGCACAUGAUGACGGCUGGUACGAGCGGAACAAAGCCAGAAUGUUUCCCGCGCAUCUGUAG